Molecule: messenger RNA, 3045 nt
Organism: Mus caroli (Ryukyu mouse)
Lineage: Eukaryota; Metazoa; Chordata; Mammalia; Rodentia; Muridae
Gene: Rnf6
Product: ring finger protein 6
Biological process (GO): protein ubiquitination; ubiquitin-dependent protein catabolic process; positive regulation of DNA-templated transcription
Cellular component (GO): nucleus
Molecular function (GO): ubiquitin protein ligase activity
Source: RefSeq, a predicted model, not a curated record
UGUGUCAAGUCUUACAAUAAAGAACUCAACAUAUAAACAGCAACAAAACAACCUUUAGGAGCUUAGUAGGUCCAGGCCUUUGCUUUAAAAGUUAUCACCUAGUCAGACACAAUUCAACACAUAUAUCUCAUAUCUGAGCAUUAAAUUGAUCAUCUUUUUAAAAUUUAUCUUUGUCUCUCAAAAUUGUGUCUAAAAGCAUUCAUCAUGUUAAAAUUUUAGGCUUGAAUAAUACAUGUUCUUGAUGUAUAGAGGGCUCCCUCGUGCAUCCCAGGACGGUUAGGAGUGCAGUCCACUGUCUUUGUAGAUGAUGAUGUCCAGGACGGUUAGGAGCACAGUCCACUGUCUUUGUGAAUGAUGAUGUCCUGUACUCCUUCCAGAAAAGAUGGUGAAUAGAAAAUGACCACCACUGUCUCAUUGCACUUUAUUGAGCUGAAAAUAAUUUUUGUCUACUGUGUCUACUGAAUACUCAAAGUUGAUGUCUCUGAGACUGAAAACCAACAGGAAACAACACACUGCAUGGCUCUGAGGAUUGAGAAAACACACAAGAGCUCUGGCCGUCUGUAUCAGGCCAUCCUUCAGUGUGGAAUGGUUAGCCUCAGGAGUUUCUGACUGUGGGGGCUACAGUUGAGUGCUAUCCUCGAGAAGCAGACUUUCUGCCUUGGUGAGGAGACGAGGAGAGGUAACACUGCCUCUUAGAAUCUUAGAGUAUCAGUUCAGUAAGUCUCUAAAGGCAGUGGUGAAUCACAGAUGAAGAGAUUGUUAGUGGCCUACAUCGUGAGUUCUGGGCCAGCCAGGAUUACAUAGUAAGAGCUUACCUCAAUAAACUAACAGCCAAAUCAAAACAAAAAAAGCACGAAGCAUGUUAGCCCAUGACUGAUGCAUUGAAUUUGUACAUGUUCUUUAAACAGGAAACUAGAAGUCUCAGGAUGAAUCCAUCUAGAUCUAGAUCAGGUAGUAGUGGAGAAGAGAUCUCAUUUCAAGAAAAUGAGAGAAGAUGGCAGCAAGAACGUCUCCACAGAGAAGAAGCCUAUUAUCAGUUUAUUAAUGAGCUCAGUGAUGAAGAUUAUCGGCUAAUGAGAGACCAUAAUCUUUUAGGCACCCCUGGAGAAAUAACAUCAGAGGAGCUGCAGCAGCGCUUAGAGAGAGCAAAGGAACAGCUGGCAUCUCAGCCUGGCUCCGACAGCGCGGCGAGUAAUGGAGACUCAGAAAGCCUUAGAGCACAUUCAGAUGAGGACUCUCUGCUGCGAUGGCUGAAUACCUUUCGGCGCACUGGGAAUGUGACUCGAAGCGGACAGAAUGGGAACCAAAGCUGGAGGGCCGUGAGUCGAACAAACCCGAACAGUGGCGAGUUCGGGUUUAGCCUGGAAAUCCACAUAAACCCUGACAACAGAGGUUCUGAAAUGCAUGGAGAGGACUCGACGGACAUCCCUCUGUCAGGUGUUAACAGAGAGCAUAGGCAGCAAAGACCAUCCAGUCCUGUGGCUAGGCGAACCAGAAGCCAGACCUCCAUGAGCUCCAGUGGUGGUGGCUCCAGUGUUCCUAGGGGCAGGCGUGGUGCGAGGAGGCAGGGUUCUGUGCAAGGGUCAUUCGCAACCCUGGGAAGGUUAAGGAAUGGAAUUGGAGUAGCCUUUGGUGUUCCCAGAGUUAGUGCCCCUCGCACUAACAUUAUUAACUCUCACACCAACCAGUCAGAUGGUAGUUCUCUCAGGCAAGGUGGACGGCAGCGGUUUGGAGCAGCACAUAUUUGGGAAAACGGGGCUAGAAGUAACGUUACAGUGAGGAACACAAACCAAAGAUUAGAGCCAAUAAGAUUACGUCCUGCUUUCAGUAGUCGAAGCCGGUCCCCCAUUCAGAGACAGAAUGGUACUGCUCAUCAUAAUUCCCAAAGGCAGGGUAGACCACUACAGCAAACGGGUAGAAACAGGUCUGUUAGGCACAGAGGUGUAACGCGGGUCUUUUUAGAACAAGGUAGAGAACGCAGAGGUACCGAUUAUACCCCCCUGUCCAACUCAAGACUUGUGUCAAGAAUAACAGUAGAAGAGGGAGAGUCUAGCAGGUCCUCAGCUGCCACCCAGCGUCAUCCAGCAAUCACACUGGACCUGCAAGUCAGGAGGAUUCGGCCUGGAGAAACGAGAGAUAGGGAUAGCAUUGCAAAUAGAACCCGAUCUAGGGCGGGGCUGGCAGAAAGUACGGUUGAGAGCACCAGUGGGGGCUUCCACAGAACUAUCUCUCACUUAGAGCGCUCAGGUGUCCGAACCUACGUGAGUACCAUUACAGUUCCUCUUCGCAGGAUUUCUGAGAAUGAGGUGGUUGAGCCAUCCUCCGUGGCUCUUCGGUCAAUUUUAAGGCAGAUCAUGACUGGGUUUGGAGAGCUGAGUUCUCUAAUGGAGGUGGAGCCUGCGUCAGAGAAUCAAAGCAAUGGCCAACGUUUACCAGAGGUGUACCUAGAACUGAGUAAUGGAGAUGCAGCCGAUGACAGUGGUCAGCAUGGAAGAGCAUCCUCACAGGCCAGUCAGGCCCAGGAGGACAAUGCUGAAAUGCUAGCUGUGAGGGAGCCCACCUCACCCCAGGCUCUCCCCAGUGGCAGUAGAAGUAGAAGGCAGUUAGGAAGGGCAGACAAUGUAGUCGAGGCUGGAACAUUACCCAUUCUGCGCCUUGCUCACUUCUUCUUACUGAAUGAAGGCGAUGAUGAUCCAAUUCGUGGUUUAACCAAAGAGCAGAUUGACAAUCUUUCUACCAGGAGUUAUGAGCAAAAUGGGGUUGACAGUGAGUUAGGUAAGGUGUGUAGCGUGUGCAUCAGUGACUACGUGGCUGGGAACAAGCUCCGGCAGCUGCCUUGUCUGCACGAGUUUCACAUUCACUGUAUUGAUCGCUGGCUGUCGGAGAACUGCACCUGCCCUGUCUGUCGGCGGCCUGUCUUAGAAUUCGGAGCCACAAACAGUGGGUGAGAGGUGGGGUCUGCUCAGUGCUGUGUGUGGCUGGAGCCUCAUAGUCAAACACUUUCCUUGAGUUACUUGUGAUCAGGUAACCAAGACAAAAAAAAAA